Eucalyptus grandis is the source of this 2755-nucleotide messenger RNA. RefSeq lists its product as uncharacterized. Bases 1 to 2706 code for a protein of 901 amino acids. The record is from RefSeq and is a predicted model, not a curated record. The transcript has 4 exons. NCBI's taxonomy places the organism in Eukaryota, Viridiplantae, Streptophyta, Magnoliopsida, Myrtales, Myrtaceae.
AUGGCUUCUACAUCAUCUACUGGUUUGACGCAUUUCCAAUUGACAUCUGUCAAGUUGGAUGGCACUAACUAUCCAUCAUGGUCUAAAGCUGUACAAGUUUAUCUUACUGCAACUAGACAGCAUGAUUAUCUUACAUCCACACUUCCCUCGGAUAAGAGUAAAGUAGAUGAUUGGAUUGCUGGAGAUGCAAUGAUCCGUACAUUGUUAUGGAAUAGUAUGGAUCCGAAGAUUAGCCCUCACUUUAUUCAAUGUAAUUCUGCUAAGGAAGUUUGGGAUAAAUGUGCUCUAUUUUAUUCUGGCCAAAAUAAUAUGACACGAGUAUGUGACACAUGGGAGGCCCUGUUUGAUCUUCAGCGUGGAGAUCAGUCUCUAUCUGAAUAUUAUGCUCGUUUCACUACACUUUGCAGACAGCUAGAUACUUAUCUUCCAGCUUCCAAUGAUCCAAAUGUAUUAGUCAAAGGUCAGGAGGAUCUUCGAGUGAUACUAUUUCUUAAAGCACUAGGGCCUGACUAUUCCUCCCUUCAUCAGCAGAUUAUGUCUGAAAGCUCCCUUCCUACAGUUGAUGAGGUUUUCUCCCGAGCCUUACGCUCGACACCUACUGACAAGAUCUCCACUACAACUUUAGAGACAAGUGCCAUGAUUUCUCAUGGCUCUAGUGGAAGUGGAGCUCGUGGUCAUGGUUAUCGGGGUCAUGGACGUGGGCUUAUUCAAGGUGGAAGUCGUGGUGAUCGUGAUAGAAUUCUUGGUAGCCGUGGCACUCGAUAUUGUAACCAUUGUCGGAGGGCUGGACACACUGAAGCUUACUGCUACACGCUUCAUCCAGAGCUUCGACCCACAGUUGCUGCAUUUGUUGAAGUUGAAGAUUUCUCACUUGUUCAAUCCAAUCCUACUAAUGUGCAGGAUACAAAAGAUUCAGUUACAUUGACACGUGCAGAAUAUGAGGCUUGGAUUCACUCCAAACAGGUGACAGGAACUUCAGCUCCCACUGCCACUCUAGAUCUGAGGACUAGACAGGUGAUUGGUGGGGGACAUGAAUCAAAUGGCCUAUACUAUCUGGACAAGAAGGUGAUAGCUGCAGCAGCUCUGAAGCACACAUCCACUGAUGUCUAUCAGAUGCAUUGUCAUGCUGGUCAUCCCCCGCCAAACAUUCUUCGACGAUUGUUUCCAGAGUCUGAGUCUGGGGAGACACCCUUCUCUAUUUUACAUCCAAAUCGUCCUCCCUUUGCAUUACCUCUACGUGUCUUUGGCUAUGUUUGUUUUGUCCAUUCUCUGACUCCAGGUCUUGAUAAGUUGGCUCCUCGUGCUGAUAAAUGUAUCUUUGUUGGCAACUUUCUGUCUUAUGAUCGUUUAUCUCCUACCUUCUCUACUUUUGUCUCGUCCUUGUCCUCUAUUUAUGUGCCUAGCAAUGUUACUGAAGCUCUUGCUCAUCCUGGUUGGAGACAAGCCAUGGAGGAUGAAAUGAAAGCACUCAUUGAGAAUCGCACUUGGAAGCUUACUACUCUUCCUGUGGGAAAGCAACCUGUUGGUUGUCGUUGGGUUUUCAUGGUUAAGGUCCACCCUGAUGGCACUAUAGAUCAAUUGAAGGCACGGUUAGUCGUUAAAGGAUAUACUCAGACAUAUGGUGUUGAUUAUGAUGACACUUUUUCUCAUGUAGCCAAAAUUCCAUCUGUUCGUGUCUUUAUUUCUCUAGCAGCACAUUUUGGAUGGUUUCUUCAUCAAUUAGACAUCAAAAAUGCAUUCCUACAUGGUGAUUUGGCUGAAGAGGUGUAUAUGGAGCAACCACCUGGAUUUGUUGCUCAAGGGGAGAAUCUGGUAUGUCAUUUACAUAAGGCAUUGUAUGGACUCAAGCAAUCUCCCCGUGCUUGGUUUGGUAAGUUUAGUGAUGCUGUUAUUAAGUUUGGAUUAAAGCGUUGUCAAGUAGACCAUUCAGUCUUCAGUUCUGUCUCCUCAGCUGGUUGUAUUCUUCUGGUGGUAUAUGUGGAUGAUAUUAUCAUUACUGGCAGUGAUUCAGAUGGUAUUCAACGACUCAAACAAUUUCUGCAUACACAGUUUAGUACUAAGGAUAUGGGACAUUUGCGGUAUUUCCUAGGUAUUGAGGUUGCCUACUCGCAUACAGGUAUAAAUUUAACUCAGAGAAAAUAUGUCCUUGACAUUCUUGAUGAGGUUGGGCUUGUUGGAGCAAAACCAGUUGAUACUCCUAUGGAACCCAAUGUGAAACUUGAUGCAGAAGAUGGAGAAUUAUUACACGACCCAUUGAAAUAUCGGAGAGUAGUUGGUAAGUUGAAUUAUCUUACCGUCACGAGACCUGAUAUAUCUUUUGCCGUUAGUGUUGUAAGCCAAUUCAUGGGUUCUCCUCGGACUACUCACUGGGAUGCUGUGCUUCGAAUUAUCAAAUACUUGAAAGGAGCACCAGGUAAAGGACUAAUUUUCAAGAAUUGUGGCCACCUAAAUACCACAGGUUUUUCUGAUGCGGAUUGGGCUGGAUGUUCUACUAGUAGAAGAUCUACAUCAGGUUAUUGUGUAUUUCUUGGAGGUAAUUUAGUUGUCUGGAAGAGUAAGAAACAACAUGUGGUUUCUCGAUCAAGUGCAGAAGCGGAAUAUAGAGCAAUGGCACAUGUGACUAGUGAAUUGCUCUGGUUGAGGAUGUUAUUGUCAGAAAUUGGGAUGUCAACAUCAGAACCAUCGAUAUUAUAUUGUGACAAUUAAUCAGCUAUUCAUAUUGCAAACAAUCCCGUCUUCCAUGAGCGAACCAAGC